AGCAAUGCAGUCAUGUAAUGGCCACAGAAAUAAUGCCACCAUGGAACUGUGGCAAGGACGGGAUUCCUUUCUGCAAAAAUAAGACGGCGAAAAACUUUGAGGACGGUCAUUUCGAAAGGUUUUAAUAUAGUUAAUGAUUAUCUACGGUGUAGUGAGAAGCGUGGUUCUCCUGUGUAUCUGGACUGUAUCAAUGGUGUCGUUAAGCAACAGAGCGCUGGUCUCUGAUAAUGACCUCUUUAGGGAAGGUGUUAGCCUGGUCUCCCUGGGGCUUGUAGAGGGAGAGGGCAGUGAGGGGGGGGGCUUUACUUCCUGUUACAGUCCCGAGGCCGGGGACAUGGGGGCUCGACUCAGCUUCAGCCCUGGAGAGGAGGAGGAUGACGAAGAGGAAGGGGGCCUGCUCCGACUCUAUCUGACCCCCACAGAGGGUCUGCCUGACUUCAGCCCCCACCUGCCCUCACCCUUCUCUCCCACCAUGGAGGACAUCGAGGAGUUCCUCAGGGAGAAGAUGGAGCUGGUGAGAGAGGGGGUUCUCUUCUCUAGUGAACCCAUAGAGGAGCCAGCUCCCUCCCCUUCCAGCUCCAUGGAACAACCCCUCUCCUCAGGGGGACACAGUGAGCCAGGGACCAGCAAUGCUCUGUCACCCCCCACCCCACAAACCCCCAAUUGCCCUCACACCCGAAGCCCAUCCCCCCUCACCCCCUCAGUGUUCCUGGGAGCACCCCUGGUUUUCCAGGUCCAGUCCUUGCCUCUGGCCCAGCCUCACCCCCAGACAAGCUCUCCUCCUGGUGCAUCCAGUGGGCUGAGAUUGGCCCACCUGGUUCUGGGACUCCACGGAGGGCAGAAUGUUACCCUGCUGGCCUCACAGGUGCCCUCCACCUCAGCCACCCUUCUCGACAUAGCCAGCACGGACGCUCCAGACCAGAAGUACGUGAAGAUUGCCCCUCUACCGAUCACUGUGAGGAUUGCCAGGGGGCUUGUUGGGGCAACAGUCAUUGGGGGUCACAGUGGAGGGAUUGUGGUCAAAUCUGUGGCCCCCCCUAGGGUCAACAGACCCCCUCCUAAAGAGACGCUGAGGGUACACAAAUGUUCUCACCCGGGCUGUGAGAAGAUGUACACCAAGAGCAGCCAUCUGAAGGCCCACUUCCGCAGACACACCGGAGAAAAGCCAUACACCUGCAGCUGGCCUGACUGUGUCUGGAGGUUCUCUCGUUCUGAUGAGCUGUCUCGUCACCGGCGCUCCCACUCCGGGGUCAAGCCCUACGAGUGCUCUCUGUGUGAGAAGAAGUUUGCCCGCAGUGACCACCUCUCCAAACACACCAAGGUGCACCGCAGCCCCCGGCCUGGCAGAAUCGUCAGAACUACCGUCUGACCCAGCCAGCAUCUCGACACAGCAAACCCAGCUCAGCCCAGUCGUGAUCCUGAUGCCACCCUUAACCCCGUUGCAGCACUUGACCUAGACGGCAGAAUUAUUAGUACCUGCCUCUAGAAUUCAGAGCAGCCUGGUCCCACACCUACACCCUGGCUGUGCCUGCCCAACCCUGCCCAGUCCAACCUCAACCCGACCACAGGCGAACAGACUAAUCAGACUCAUCCACCCAGACCUUCCCCAGGAAGGCCCCGUUAGGGAGUCUGAGUCCUCAUCAGGACACUGGUGCUACAGGAGCAGACCUGGGCCAGAACUUAGAGUAGGGUUCUGAAUCUGAUUCAGACCCUGCUGAGCUCUGCCCUCUUUACCCUCUCCUCUCCUCCCUCCUGCAGCAGAGCAGAUGAGGGCUUGUCCUGGUGCUAGACAGUGAACUAACAGGUAACGGCCAUCUCAAGGAUGUGAUUGUUCAGCUUAAAGCGGAUUUCAGGCCUUUAGGUUAAAUCAAAUCCCCCUGCCACACACACAUACCUCGCUACCCUUAGCAGAUGACAAGUGUGACAGGCAGCUGCACAAGGUCUAACUCUCAGAAGAUAAUGUUGUAUAUGUCAUUAGAUUGUGUUUAAAAGACUACACUGUCACACAUUCUAUUCUACAUAUUAUAUUGCUCUGUGAAUCUGCUUCAGGAGUUAGCCCCUCAAGACAGUUUGAGGUAAAUGCACUGGCCCAGCUCAUUCUAGCUCAUAAUGUGCUAUUAGCCCAGUUGAAAUUUGAAAGUACUGUGUUGAUAUUUGAGCUGCCAGAUUCUCUCAGAGAACAGGUUUGAGUCUAAAUCUCUUACAUAUCCCCUCCUGCUCCCCAUAGUGCCAACCCUCUGGCCCAAUCACAUCCCCCCCUGACUCUAACGGCCAAUUCAGUACUGUUAUCACCGCUUCCCUGACCUCGUGCCUCUUCCCACUCCCUAAAAGACCUCAGGGCUGCAGACUAGUGUCUGCUAGUUUUCACCAUGGUGCUUUACUGGUCCAUUAUGUAAUAACUGGUUAGUUAAGAGUCCACUCACAGCCACCUGGUUUGCGUCAGAUGCUGAUUGAAGGCAAGUAACGGAGUGAAAACCAGCAGACACCGCAGCCCACCUGGUCCACACUCUUAAACCUAUAAGCUCUUUUACUUUCUUUAUAUGUCUUUGAAAUCAAUGUUAAACUGACAAAAGAGACUCGGCGAAAGCUACUUAUGUGUAUACUGUAUGUUUUAUACAUGGGCUUUUCAAUGCAAAGCAAUCCGAUAUGAAGAAGUGCUUAGUCAUUUACAGUAGUAAAGGUUAGUAGGUUAGGCCAGCAAGCAAAGCUAGUCAUUUAUAGUGUACAGUACUGUACCUGAAAAGGGCAGCUGAUCGUUGUCCAAUCUGUGUCUGUAAAAUAUAACAUUUACAUGUACAGAACAUAUAGAAGCUCCUUUCCAGAAAAACCCUUAGUCAGUACAUUAAGCUAUCCAGUGGUGUCUGUGCUUGGUGAAACUGUGGAAUGUUAUUGAGGGGUCAUCUGAUCAGCCAGACGGGAGUUAAUUAUGAGACUCACUCUUCCAUUAAUGAGUUAACCAAUCACACCUCAUCAAUAUUAGCCCUCUGUUUUCAAGUGCACUUAUGUUAUCAGGUCCAGCAGGAGAGGGUUAAGCAUGGAGAAAAGUUAUAGGUAGCCCAACGGCUAAGGAAUUGGACCUGUUGCUGAAAGGUGUCUGGUUCAAAUCCUGUGGCGGGCACUGGAAAAAUAGGUGUGAAUUGAUCUGGUAACUGAAGGGCUGCUGGAUUCACAUCCUAAAGAUGUUCUUCUACUGUUGGGCCCUUAACCCCACAGCAUGCUUUCCAUCCAGGGGCCCUGCACUGCAGCUUGACCCUGUGCUUGUCUCAACUGUGUGUGAUGUGUGCUGUAAGACAUGGACAAUAAAGUUGUUUUCUAAAUGCUAUGCCAAGGACUGGAGGGCUCUGCUACCAGUAUGUAAGCUGUGUCUCUGGAUUUGAGUGUAAAAUGUGCUUUUUCAACAGGCUACUGCACUUAGGAAACCAUAUAGAGAAAACAAUUGACUUUUCAGUGUAGCAGUUUUGGCCCAUAUUCCUUCAGAGAAACCAGAGUGGGUACAUGCGCUUUAAACCCACUUAUAUUGUACUCAAAUUUCCAGUCCAUCACUCACAUUUGCCAUCCAUCCCAGUGAUUCAGAAUUUAUGAUGAGCCAACCUUUAAAAAAAACAAAACACAUUUACCCAUUUGGAUGGGUAAACUCAGAAUGGACCACCACAUCAUCAAUAUCACUGGCAAUCAUCAUCAUUAAAUGGCAUCUUGCCAUUACAGAAACAGUUUGUUGUUUUUUAACAUUGUUUGUGUAUUUCUUUCUUUGGACAUGACUCGUUUGAUUAGAUCACGACCACAUCAACCCACCUAGACCUACGUCUGACCCAGCUCUGUGUCCAUGGCUGAUCGGGUCCCUCUGAUUCAGUCCUAUUGUAAAUAUUCCCCUUUCUGCCUUACUUUCAACCAUAGGUCGCUCUCUCCCAGUAACUCUAUCUAACUACUGUAAUAAUUCAGUUCUGCUGAAAUACACGUUAAAAAAAGAAUUGAAUACCAGAAAUGCUAUUUUCCUAUGAAUGAGAAUAAAGGAUAAGAAAAUGUAAA
This is a messenger RNA of Oncorhynchus nerka (sockeye salmon), 4026 nucleotides long. Its product is annotated as Krueppel-like factor 15. Gene Ontology annotation, molecular function: RNA polymerase II cis-regulatory region sequence-specific DNA binding; DNA-binding transcription factor activity, RNA polymerase II-specific. Lineage: Eukaryota; Metazoa; Chordata; Actinopteri; Salmoniformes; Salmonidae. The transcript has 3 exons. The record is from RefSeq and is a predicted model, not a curated record. Gene Ontology annotation, biological process: regulation of transcription by RNA polymerase II. Bases 134 to 1369 code for a protein of 411 amino acids.